AUGAAGCCAAAUUAUGGACCUGUCAAGAACAGGCACACGUUCAGAGGUUCAAAUCACAACCGGCCAAAAGAUGCGAAAAGCUCACAUCUCCGCUCCAAAGCAACAAUCAAUCGUUUGAGAAUGUACAAGAGCUUCAAGCCUAUACGAGACAAAGACGGGACGAUCCUUAAAGCAGCUCCGUUCCAAAGCUGGUUAAAGUCUGGCGCUGUCGCACGAGUUGAACCAAACAGAAAAUGGUUUGGAAACACCAGAAUUGUCGGACAGGACCAGUUACAGAAGUUCCAAGAAAAUUUGGGAAAAGUUAUGCGUGAUCCUUUCCAGGUAGUAAUGAAACAAACAAAACUUCCCAUCAGUCUGCUACAGGAAAAGGCCAAGCAACAACGUGUUCACGUAACCGAUACGGAGUCUUUCGAGUACACUUUUGGAAAGAAGGCUUUGAGGAAGAAGGCGAAAUUGUCUUGUGAAAGCCUUGAGGAUAUGACGAAGUCAAUUGAAGAACGCAGUGAAAAAUACGAUGUAGCGAAGGAUCGCGAUAUACAACCAGAUGAUCGUGAAUUGAUUCGCUUCGAAAAUCCCAACCCUCUUUUCAAA
This is a messenger RNA of Ostertagia ostertagi, 591 nucleotides long. NCBI's taxonomy places the organism in Eukaryota, Metazoa, Nematoda, Chromadorea, Rhabditida, Trichostrongylidae. The record is from the annotation of a GenBank genome assembly.